CGCUCAUCUGCCGACCUCCUAGAAAUCACUGAUUUUCACUCCAGCCUCUUUGCAACAUUUCACUUAUUGAGCUUUCUUGUUCUCUGUUGGAAAUGUUGGAAAAGAUCUUUGUCCUGCUUUGUCUGUCGUCUGCUUCGGCACAGCAGCUGUGUAUGCCAGAGGCCUCAGAUGGCUACAAAGUCCGACUCAGCAUCAAUACCGCUCUGGGAGAUCAAGCUUAUGUUUGGAAUGAAAACGAAAUGUUCCUCUUCCGAGCAACUCUGGCGUUUGCCAUGAGGAGUUACUCCGACGGCCAAGACUACAACGUGUCGAACAUCGUUGUGUGCAGUGAGACUCCCAGAGUGUCCUUCUGGUUCGUGGUGACGUCGCCGCUCAACUCUUCACGCCUCGUCGAUAGAAGCGAUGUGGAGGAGGCUGUGAGAAAGUCCAGGAACCGCAUCAACAGUGCCUUUCUGCUAACUGAUAGAACUCUGGAGUUCAUCGGCAUCCCCCCGAUCCUGGCAGCACCGGUCAACCCCGACACCCCUCAGUGGCUCAUCGUGUUCGGGGUGGUCAUGGGCGCCGUGGGCGCUGGCAUCGUCGUUCUACUCGUUACCUCUGUGGUCCAAAAGAAACGCAAAAAGAACAAGAAAAGUGAUGAUGAGGACGUUGAGGAAGAGACGCGGGUGAAGACGGUGGAAAAUGGCGCCGCGAGAGACGGAGUUCACAACAUGUCAUUCUCAGACGAUAACCCAGUCACACAGAUGUAGAACUGUAAAAAAUGUAGAACUGUAAAAAACAAUUUUAUUAGGCUGCUCCAGUUCUGUUGCACUUUUCAAAAUCAUUUUAAGGUUGUAAUUUAUCAUACAUUUGUCAUUUAGAUGAUUUAGUAUGAAUAUGAUUUAAGUCUCAUUACCUGCUGCCUUAAAAAGAAAACAAGCACUUUUAAUUUUGUUUAAUGUCUUUCAUUUUCCAAAUCUAAGCUGAGGGAUGAUGAAGAUCUCUGCAUCAGUGAACAUUAAUUGUACUCUACAUUAAAGCAAAUGUUUGUUUAUCAUUCAGCAAACAGAAUGAGAUAGAAACCAGGAGGAAACUGGGGCUCAUUUGCAGCUCAUUACAAACAAAUAUAAAAUGAAUUAAUCUCGAUAUUUGAAAGCAUUUUCAUGACAGAAUAUAUCUGUAUCUGUAUCUUUCUAAUCAGCAACCAUUGCUGGUUCUGUACUAUAUGUUAACCUGCACUUGACCGAUGUUGAUGUGAUCAAAUCAAAGCGAGGGCCCGGCGGUGAUGCUGGAUGUCUGCUAUUGUCUUGUUUGCUGCCGUUCUCCAGAAGGACAGAAGGAAACCGCCUAAAGUCACGAGCAGCUGCAGUGUUGUAGCAUCGUCCCCAAAUGAAAGGAAAUGAUCUUUAUGGCUGGAUAUAUCCGUAUGACUUGUAUAUUGAGCAGAGAUUUGUGUAAUCAGUGGUUGAUUCUUUUCAAUGAUCAAGAUGCAGGUUGGAUUUUGUGUUUUUUCUCAUUUGUAUAUAAAGUGUUUGUGGAGGCCUGAAGAGGUUUUAACAUUUCCUGUCUGACAAUUAGGUAACAAAGUUUUGUGCAGCAGUAAUUUCCUGACAUGUUAUUAGCUCUUCAGAAGAGAUCAUUACGGACUGUACAGGAAUGAUUGGGGCAACAAACCUCCCCCCAUAAUAUACAAAAAAUGAAUAUGAUGCUAUUAAACUGGUGCAACUCAUUUUGACAUUAAUAAAUAAGAAUGCACAAAGAA
Anarrhichthys ocellatus (wolf-eel) is the source of this 1741-nucleotide messenger RNA. It is a transcript of the gene cltrn, whose product is annotated as collectrin, amino acid transport regulator. The transcript is spliced from 6 exons. Gene Ontology annotation, cellular component: plasma membrane; extracellular exosome. NCBI's taxonomy places the organism in Eukaryota, Metazoa, Chordata, Actinopteri, Perciformes, Anarhichadidae. Bases 93 to 749 code for a protein of 218 amino acids. The record is from RefSeq and is a predicted model, not a curated record. Gene Ontology annotation, biological process: positive regulation of amino acid transport.